Molecule: messenger RNA, 4430 nt
Organism: Elaeis guineensis (African oil palm)
Lineage: Eukaryota; Viridiplantae; Streptophyta; Magnoliopsida; Arecales; Arecaceae
Product: brassinosteroid LRR receptor kinase BRL1
Biological process (GO): protein phosphorylation
Molecular function (GO): ATP binding; protein binding; protein kinase activity
Source: RefSeq, a predicted model, not a curated record
UCUCUCUCUCUCUCUCUCUCUCUUCCCCCGUCUUUCUCCAUCCACGCUCUGUGAAUCCAUGUCUUCUUCAAACCCUUCCAUCAAAAACCCUCUUUGAGAGGUUUAGAAAGUUCCCACACCCCGUUUCUUUCCAAAAUUCUCAUUUUAUGGCCGCCCAGAGCUCACAAAGGUCUGUUGUGGCUUCAAAGAUGCCGGCUUUCCAUCUAUUUCCCUCUAAAAAUUCGAUUUUUUUUUUAAUUUUGGUUUAUCGGGGGUUUUGUCAGUAGAUUUUGAUUUCUUGGGCAAACAAUAAAACUGGGCUCGUAUCAAAAUUUGAUCUUUCUUCUUCAACAACGGAGAUUCGGAGUCUAGUCGAUCAAGACUUUGAGCUCUCUGUUUCCAUUGGAGGCCUCCGGGAUGUGAGAGUCUUGGUAGCCAAGGAGAAAGAAAGCAGCAGCUGUGAAAGAGCGCCUUUUAUUCCCUUCUUCUGAGCUCUUUUCCACUUAUUAUUUUCAGCCAUGGAAAGCCUAUUCGCCUUCUUCGUCCUCCUACUGAUGCUCUUGUGUAGUUCCCCUUCUUCCAUGGCGGCGACCGACGAAGUCUCCGCUUUGAUCUCAUUCAAGUUUUCGUCGGUCGAGCUCGAUCCCCAUGGCUUCUUGCAGAACUGGACUGCUAAUAGCAGCGCCAACAAUCCGAAUUCGGACGCCCCGUGCUCGUGGACUGGUGUGAUCUGCUCGCCGGCCGGCGGCCGGGUCCGGGGCCUCAACCUAAGCAACAUGGGCCUGAUUGGCCGGCUCAGCAUCGAUGAGCUCAUGGCGUUGCCGGACCUUCAUGACGUCGAUCUCCAUGGCAAUUCCUUCUACGGCAAUCUCUCUUACAGUAGCAGAGCUUCCUCUCUUCCCUGCGGCUUCGAGACCGUGGACUUUUCGUCGAACCACUUCAACGAAACCAUUCCGGGGUCCUUCCUGGCCUCUUGCCGGCGCCUGGUCUCGCUCAACCUAUCGAGAAACUUGAUCCCUGGCGGCAUUUUUCCAUUCGGAUCUUCCAUCCUGGUGCUUGAUCUGUCCCACAACCAGAUUUCCAACCAGGGGCUGUUCAACUACUCGCUUUCGAGCUGCGGCAAUCUGAACUAUCUCAACUUGUCCGACAACAAGCUCACCGGGGGUCUGAAGGGCGUCUCCUCGUGCACUAAUCUCACUGUGCUUGACCUCUCAUACAAUACUAUCUCCGGGGAGAUUCCGGCGGACUUCAUAUCGAAGUCGCCGGCCUCGCUGAAGCAAUUAGACCUCUCCAACAACAACCUUUCUGGUGAUUUCUCAAGCUUCAAAUUUGGGACCUGUGGUGGACUCAAGGCGCUCGAUUUGUCCGACAAUGGCCUAAACGGCAGCGGCCUGCCGCCGAGCUUGGCGAAUUGCUGGCAGCUUGAGAGGCUCGAUCUCUCCGGCAAUCGUUUUGUAAAUGAAAUCCCAACAUUCUGGCGGAACUUCGCCAAUCUGAAGCACCUAUCUCUGGCUAACAAUGGUUUUACAGGGCAAAUGCCACCGGAGCUAGGCCAGAUUUGUGGGACUGUCGUCGAGCUCAACCUGUCCGGGAAUAAGCUCACCGGUGGGCUACCGCCAACCUUUGUCUCCUGCUCUUCUCUUCAGAUACUAGACCUCGCCAAUAACCAGCUCUCCGGUGAUUUCGUCGAGAAAGUGAUCGGUACUCUGCCUGCUCUGAAGCGUCUCCAUCUUCCUUUCAACAACAUCACCGGUCAGGUGCCAUUGCUGGCGCUGACCAACUGUACAUUGCUCGAAGAAGUUGACUUUGGCUCCAAUGAGUUCGCCGGUGAUAUCGAAAUCCCAGCUGGUUUCUGUUCAUCUCUCCCUUCUCUCCAGAGGAUCCUGCUGCCCAACAAUUUGUUGAGAGGAUCGGUGCCACCGGAGUUGGGAAACUGUACUAGUCUCCGGACCAUCGACCUGAGCUUCAAUUUCUUGAGUGGCCCGAUCCCUUCGGAAAUAUGGUCGCUUCCGAAUCUCUCCGACUUGGUUAUCUGGGCUAACAAUCUCUCCGGUGAGAUACCUCAAGACCUCUGUUCAAAUAGUGUGAGCUUGGGGACACUAAUCCUCAGCUACAACAUCAUCAGUGGGAGCAUCCCUUCAUCUCUCACCAAGUGUGUGAAUCUUAUAUGGGUGUCAUUCUCCGGCAACCGCCUCGUGGGGAGUAUCCCCAGUGGCAUGGGCAACCUCCAGAACCUGGCGAUCCUCCAAUUGGGCGACAACUUGCUCUCCGGAGAGAUACCACCGGAGCUCGGCAGCUGCCAGAGUCUCAUAUGGCUCGACCUCAACAGCAAUGGACUAACUGGCUCCAUCCCGCCUGCCCUGGCCUCACAAACAGGGCUUAUAGUCCCUGGCAUUGUGUCCGGCAAACACUUCGCAUUCUUGAGGAAUGAGGGUGGGAACAUUUGCCCCGGUGCCGGCGCGCUGUUCGAGUUCGAAAGCAUCCGCCCUGACAGGCUUGCAAACUUCUCAUCGGUGCAUUCCUGUCCCUCUACAAGGAUAUACACUGGAACAACGGUCUACUCUUUCACGAGCAAUGGAAGCAUGAUCUACCUUGAUCUCUCCUACAAUUUGCUCUCGGGGACGAUACCGGAGAACUUGGGGGGCAUGGAUUAUCUCCAGGUUCUGAACUUGGGACACAACCGGCUGACGGGGAUUAUACCGGAGAGCUUCCGAGGUCUGCGAAUAAUCGGAGCACUCGACCUCUCCCACAACAAUCUCAGUGGUAACAUCCCGGGGGCUCUUGGCACGCUGACAUUCCUCAGCGACUUGGAUGUCUCCAACAACAACCUCACCGGUCCAAUCCCAACAUCAGGGCAGCUCACAACAUUCCCAGCUGCACGGUAUGAGAACAAUUCCGGCCUCUGUGGGCUCCCUCUGCCCCCUUGCGGGGCUAACGGUGAUAACCGUGGUCCCCAUUCCAAUUCGGGUGGUCGGAGGCGAUUGUUGGGCGGGAGCAUGAUGAUCGGGAUUGCUCUGUCUCUGCUCAUCAUUUUGUCACUCAUACUGGCUCUGUACAAAAUGAAGCAGCACCAAAAGACCAAGGAGCUGAGAGGUUCCUAUGUCGAAAGCCUCCCGACCUCCGGGACUGCAAGCUGGAAGCUGUCGGGUGUUCUCGAGCCUCUCAGCAUCAAUGUGGCCACCUUCGAGAAGCCUCUGAGGAAGCUAACAUUCGCCCACCUCCUCGAGGCCACCAAUGGCUUCAGUGCUGAUAGCUUGAUCGGCUCUGGUGGGUUUGGAGAGGUCUACAAGGCUCGACUCAGGGAUGGGAGCAUCGUCGCGAUCAAGAAGCUGAUCCAUGUCACAGGCCAGGGGGACCGGGAAUUCAUGGCUGAAAUGGAGACCAUUGGUAAGAUCAAGCACCGGAACCUCGUACCCCUGUUGGGCUACUGCAAGAUCGGCGACGAGAGGCUUCUAGUCUAUGAGUACAUGAAAUUUGGGAGCUUAGACGUUCUUCUUCAUGACAAGGGCAAGGGGGAUACUACCAGACUGGAUUGGGCAGCGAGGAAGAAGAUUGCGAUCGGCUCGGCGAGGGGGCUGGCUUUCCUUCACCACAGCUGCAUUCCUCACAUCAUACACAGAGACAUGAAGUCCAGCAAUGUUCUGUUAGACGAGAAUUUGGAGGCCCGGUUGUCUGAUUUUGGGAUGGCAAGACUUAUGAAUGCUCUGGACACCCACCUCAGCGUAAGCACCCUUGCAGGAACACCAGGCUAUGUGCCCCCUGAGUAUUAUCAGAGCUUCCGAUGCACCACCAAGGGUGAUGUCUAUAGCUAUGGAGUGGUUCUCUUGGAGCUUCUAUCGGGGAAGAAGCCAAUAGACCCAUUGGAGUUUGGUGACAACAAUCUUGUUGGUUGGGCUAAGCAGAUGGUGAAGGAGAACAGAAGUAGUGAGAUCUUUGACCCUGAAUUGCUGGGGAACAAGUCCGGGGAGGCCGAGCUAUACCAGUAUCUAAAGAUUGCUUGCGAGUGCUUGGAUGACCGACCGCUCCGGAGGCCGACCAUGAUUCAGGUGAUGGCGAUGUUUAGAGAGCUUCAGAUCGACACCGACAGUGAUUUCCUCGAUGGAUUUUCCAUUGGGAGGACCAUCAUUGAUGAAUCAAGAGAGAGAGCACCUUAAACCUGCAUGACAUAGUGCUGCCACAAAUUUUGUUCCAUUUGGAAUGGUGAGUGUUGGUUGCUGCCAUUCCAGAGUCAUUUAAUUAGUCUUUAAGCAUGUGAUUACAGCAUUUUGAUUACUGUAAAUAGCACAAGAAUGUUUAGGAGAAAGAAAAGUUUGUAGACUAAAUCAGAGAAAAAUCCUUUGUUGUUCAAUGGGAGAGGGAGGAAGGAAAGGUAUCUUGGAUUACUUCAUAGUCCCAUGUACACUUUUCUUUUAUUCUUAUAUAUGUUAAAUUACAGUUUUUUGUGGCUUAUA